Molecule: messenger RNA, 3216 nt
Organism: Tarenaya hassleriana
Lineage: Eukaryota; Viridiplantae; Streptophyta; Magnoliopsida; Brassicales; Cleomaceae
Exons: 2
Coding region: 217-1731 (504 amino acids)
Source: RefSeq, a predicted model, not a curated record
AUGAAUGGAGGGCAGACUUUGAUCUCAUUAUCAACUCUUGGAGGAAAGGCACGUUGAAUGCCUUGUGUUUUGUUGAUUUCCCUUUGAUAAUCAGCGACUAAUCACGUGUUGGAGACUCGGAUUUCAUCAAUUGGUAUCAGAGCCUAAAUCCGGCGGAGAGAAAUUAAUUUCUGAACCCUUCGAAUGAACAGUGUGUGAAGAACAAGAAGCAGAAUCAUGGCGUUGAACGUCAGAAGCAAGGGACAGCAGUGGAGCUCAGACAGAGAUGGCGGACGCUUAUUCAUAGGAGGCCAGUUGAACCUUGGGCAGAACACGAACGAAAUCCCGCCGCCCAUAGCAGUCGCAAACCUGACUGAAGCACUUUGCGCCAUCGCCGACAUAAGCACGCAGAUGGCAGAGUUUAUGUGGAAAUGGACCGUGUUUGGGCAACAGUUGAUUCGAGCCCUAGCAAACCAGACAAAGGUGGAGGCGAACGGCGUGAUGAAUGAACGGAGUGCGAACCCAGAAGUUACAGUAGUGAUCGAACCAAACUCUAGGGGGGCGGUGAAAGCUGAAGAGACAAUAACAGACCAAACUCCAACAGAAGGAGAAAGUAAGCGAUCAGGAACAGGUCAUCAGGUUCGCUUGAACGACCUGAUCGGGAGUGAGAAAAAUCAGCGUGGGCAGUUCGGGUUGGGGAAAAGUUCAACCAGACCGAACCCGAUGACCGAUUUCGGAUCUGAGAAUGCUGAAUUGUGUGCGUUUGAGGGAGAUAACUUGGAUUGUUCGAUGCAGGUGAAGCGAAAAAAGACCUGCCAAGUGUUUGAUAAAAUGACCAAGAAGAAGAAGAAGAAAAAAGAAGCCAUUGAUGGACUGAUCAAGUGCAAGGGCUUCAGGCUUGAAGCCGAAGAGAGUAAUUGGAGAGGCUGCGCGACAAGAACUACAGCUGUUCUACGGGGGAAGCUUGGGAGGAAGAGUAUGGCUGAUAAAGUGGUCGCUGAAAGAAGUUUCAGUCUCCGAUUUUACAGAUUUGGGCGAAUGGUCUGGAUCCAAAAGGAGGAGGUUAACAAUGCUGAAGUAUUCCUUGUUGUUGGUUUCUAUCAGCAGUCCUCUCGUAGCAAAUUCGGGGUGCGACAAGCCGACGAGGUUAAAGGAACAGAUGUUGAUCGUUAUGCUUAUGGGCAGCCCGCGAGCCAAGAGGGCUUGCUUGGCGUGAUUUCGACUUUCGGCAAUGAUGCGGCUGUCCUAAGCAGAUCAGUUACAGCAACUAAGAGUUCUCUUAUUUGCAAGUAUUUGAUGAAGUUAACUCAGGGAAAUGGGUUUGUUGGUCCCCCACAUUGUCCACCUUCUUGGCACUAUGUGGGUAGAAUCGGUUCUCUUUCCCAUAAUACGUCUAUGGGUGCAUCCCAAAAGGUUGAUCAGCCUAAUCACACUGCCAGUUCUAUCUCUUCGCAAGUAGAAAUAUUAAACAAGGAAGAUGAAGACAUGGAUGUUUCAAGUAUCAGAGAAGAGAUGAUUGAAUCGUUAAUCCUUGGCAUGAGGGGCACGGUCAGCAUGUUCGUCGCGUUGGAGGAGCCCAGACACGUGGCCAUGGACUUAUGCUCUAGGUCUUUGUCAUCCGAAGGCGACCACGGAGCGGCACCCGAGCCGCGACCGUCAAUAACCCUUUCGAUGUCGGCAGUUAUCGGCGUGAGACCACAAGUUCGAAGAUGCUGCGCAAAGGUGGAGCAACGUUACCGACAUUCGCGAUAACGACCGAAUUAGAUAAACCUAACAUUCUAAAGGGUGGUUUUGUUCAGCUGUUUUAUUGCAAGUUGGCUGUUGAGGAAUCUGGUUUCCAGCUGCUGGGUUGUAUAAUGGUGCAGAUUUAUUUAAUCUAUGUGUGGGAUUGAGUUUUCAUGGCAGUCGGUUUGAAUUCGAGGACAUGAAGGGUCUGAUCAGAAUUGAUGCAAGAACACUUUUUGCGUCAUCUUUGAACACUUCGUUGGCAAAAGUUGUUUCUCUUGCGGAGAUUUCACUGUUGAAGCCAUUGCACGCAAUACUUCUGCGAAUUGAUGGAGAAAUCAUGAUUGACUUGGAACCUCCUAAAUCUGAUGACCCCACUUCGAUUCCUGUAGGGGUAGUUCAUUCGCAGAAAUUCGUCGUUCAGACCAAUUCCGGGUUGCAAUCUCCACCAGGGGGUGACAUAGGUGCUUGCUGCGAUAUAGUGGGGAAAGAUGUGAACAAACUCACUCUUUUCGUGUGUGAAAUGGCUAGGCUGACUGAAACGACAAUUACCCCCAUUUCUGGAAGGAAUUCGUCCGUUUGUAUGAACGGUUGGAACCCUAAAGCUGCAAAAACAACAGACUGUUAGCUAGUGAAACCAUGGGGAAAUCUCUUACAAACUGCAUUGUUCUAAGUGAAUCACGUCCAGCCGUCCAAACUCUUCUCUGUAGAACCUUACAAGGUGAGGGAGACAAAAAUAUAAUGCAAACGCAGAGAAGAUUCAGGAACGGUCAGCCGGAUUCUUCUGCUGAACGUGUUCUGAUCAAUGGUUCUACAAGACGGGAUCAUACAAACAAGGUCAGCGGUGGUGAUCUUAUCGGUCAGGAUCUCACCGAUGAGAAAACAAUGACGGAUCAAUUCAUCAGACUGCAAGAAAGGAAUGCAACCAUGGGAAAGCUUAUUGGCUGGCCAAAGCUCGAAGGUAAUCAUGGGAGAGCUGGCAAGGAAACAAGGAGAAUCUCCAGCGUCUCAACGAAAUGGAUUUUAUAGAACAGAAAAUCAAGAAUCCUCUCAAUCGGAUCCGAUCUACUCAUAAACUUUUCAAGGCCCCCAAUAUCUCAGAAAAUCGGAAACAGUUUCUUGAGGAUAGUGACACAUGUGAGAGAUAUGUGACUACGAUAAUCAAGAGCACGAACUUGAUAAGUGUUCAGUUCCAGAGGGCUAUCGAACAAGAGGACAGAAAGGGGAUGCAACCCAUGCCUUGGCAUUUACUCGGGACAAGAGGUACUAAACUGAUGAAAGAAUUUGCCACUGUUUCACGUCACUUGGGAGCUAGUGGAGACGAUCGAGGCACAAUUUCCCAACUUUCACCUUGAGGACAAGGUGAAACUCGAGGAGGGAGUAUUGAUAGACAUGGUAAUUAAAUAUAGACUUAGUAUGAUACAGGGGUAAGAUAGGCAAUGUAUAUGUUGGGGGGAAAACCCUAAAAUUACAUUAGUGAAGCUUUCUGAUUUAAAAUCUUUGUUUCCAGAA